AUGGCCACCCCAACUCCCAUUCUGGACCAAUUUCUGGGUGGUGUGGCCGAGCUGGUCCAGAAUCGCGAUGGCGCCAAGCUGCAGGACUUUCUCCAGAUCGAGCCUCCGCUCUCGGAGAACUACUUGCGCAUGAUCCAGGAGCUCCGAGGAGGAUAUCCUGCGGGUGGCCCGCAGAGCGACGCGGGCCUGUUACAGCGAUGUGAGGCGUUGGUCCCGCGCACCAAGGGUGGUUCGUCGUGGACAGCCUUUCCAACCUUCAUGAAGCUCUAUUUUACUUUCUUGCGCGAUGUCAAUACCGACAAUCUCCUCGACACAUACAAUCAGCUCAAGGGAUUGCUGAAUCAAUGCGUUUUAGCCCUCGGAGACAGCCAGAUGGGUGUCGUCGUCCUCCCUACCGUCCUCUAUCUGUCCAAAGUGCUGGCUAAACUAGCAAUGGGGUUAGACCGCCGGCCGGAACUAAUCGCACAUAUAUUGCGCAUGGAAGGGGGUGCAGACAAUGACGAUAGCAUCGAGAAAGUGACAUUGGUGGAACAGUCGGCAAACGUGGUGCGCGAAGCCUUCAUCAAAUGUUUGACGGAUCGCACCGGCACUGCCGGCACGCAUGGAAAGCCCGAGGGCAAGCGUGUGGGAAUCUAUCUCAUGGCCAAUCUGUGCCUUAAGCUCUUGUUCCAGUGCGGCAAGUUGCGCAAUGCCGAACAGAUGUUUGCCAGCAUCAGUGCCCAAUCUCCUCCUUUAGCCCAUUUUCCUGCCGCGCAGCGGGUCACAUAUCUCUACUACCUUGGCCGUUAUCUAUUCUCGAACAACCUUUUUUAUCCCGCCCUCAUCGCCCUACAGGCUGCCUAUGACCAAUGCCAUCGUCAAGCGCUCAGUCAACGACAAUUGAUUCUCACCUAUCUGAUCCCGUGUAAUAUCAUCAUGGGACGCUUCCCAUCUGGAGAACUUCUACAACGGCCCGAGGCAAAUGGCUUGGUGGAGAAAUUUGAACCCUUGUGCCGACUAAUUGUUCGUGGAGACUACAUUGCGUUUCGAGAACAUCUCUCCCCCAACUCGCCCGCUGCUGAGUGGUUUUCCCGCAAGGGUAUCUUGCUGACCCUCCGCAACCGAUGUGAAAUUAUGGUAUGGCGAUCAUUCUGCCGGAAGGUGUUUAUUCACGGUGGAUUCCAUGGGGACCCGCAGGCGCAGGCGCAGCGUGGACCCCCGCCUUACCUCUACCUUCAGAAGUUGGCUGUGGCCACUCGAUGGCUUCAGUCACAGCACCAGCAGACGAAGCUGACGACCUAUGUCAAUCACGCGACACCGAAUUUCCAUUUCUAUGGGUCUCAGAUCAUUUCGGAGUCAACCGAUCCUGAUUUCGUCGGUCUCGGAAGCCCCGAUACCCCGACUGCCCGGCAACUGUUAGAGAAAUAUGGCGAUUAUCUCGCACCUGACGGAUUUUUCGACGAAGGAGGCAACUGGCAGCACAAUGUGCCUGGUCAGUUGAUUGGGGGCAACCCAGGUGCGGAUUAUGAUGGGUUCGAAUUGGAUCCCUAUGCCGAUGCCACUGAGGAUGGCCCAGAAGCAAACAAGCAGUCGCUCCUCAUGGAUGAGAUUGAAUCCAUUCUCGCCUCUCUUCUCACACAGGGAUUGAUGCGCGGCUACCUGACCCAUCGCAACCCCCGUUUUGCCAUCCCUGGGGCUCGACUCCGAGGGGCUUUGCCGACAGGAUUCCCCAAUAUCUGGGAAACGAUCUCCACCCGUGAAAAGGAAGAUCCAAGUGUCCCUGGGUGGGUUCGGCCUCCGCCGACCACCUUUGGGGCUCCUGCCCUCGGCGGCAGUGGUGGGCGAGUGGUUAAUCUGUCAGGUGCGCGACCGGUUGGCGUGCAGUGA
Messenger RNA from Penicillium canariense, 1866 nucleotides. RefSeq lists its product as uncharacterized. Gene Ontology annotation, molecular function: RNA binding; double-stranded DNA binding. Lineage: Eukaryota; Fungi; Ascomycota; Eurotiomycetes; Eurotiales; Aspergillaceae. Gene Ontology annotation, biological process: poly(A)+ mRNA export from nucleus; transcription elongation by RNA polymerase II; post-transcriptional tethering of RNA polymerase II gene DNA at nuclear periphery. The transcript has 3 exons. The record is from RefSeq and is a predicted model, not a curated record. Gene Ontology annotation, cellular component: transcription export complex 2. The coding region runs from base 1 to 1866 and encodes 621 amino acids.